CGUGUCAAACAAACUCAAACUCAAACUGCACUUCCCUUUUCAGCUCUUCUCCAACCUCAAUUUCACCCCAUUUUUCCAUAUCCUCUCUGCACACGUACGUACAGGUAAACGUGCCUGAUCAUGGACAUGGACUCGUCGCCGUCGACACAGGACUGUGGCGGCUGGCUGCUGUACGUCUCCCUCGCUGCCAAAUGCGGCGGCGACCCUUGCCGCGUCGUCGGCUUCGUCGCCGUUGCCGUCGUCGCCUUCGCCGUCACGUCGCUCCUGCACUGGCUGUCGCCCGGUGGCCCGGCGUGGGGGAGGUAUUGGUGGAACAGGAGGGGUGGUCUGGGCAUUGCUGCCGCCAUUCCUGGGCCCCGUGGGUUGCCCGUGCUCGGCAGCAUGUCGCUCAUGGCGGGACUCGCGCACCGGAAGCUCGCCGCGGCGGCGGGGGGCUCGCCGGCGAGGCGGCGCCUCAUGGCGCUGUCUCUCGGGGAGACACGGGUGGUGGUCACCGCCGACCCCGGCGUCGCGCGGGAGCUCCUCGCCAGCGCGGCGUUCGCCGACCGGCCGGUGAAGGAGUCCGCGUACGGGAUGCUGUUCCACCGCGCCAUCGGGUUCGCGCCCUACGGCACGUACUGGCGCGCGCUCCGCCGCGUCGCGUCCACGCACCUCUUCUCGCCGAGGCAGGUGUCCGCCUCCGCCGCGCAGCGCGCGGUGAUCGCGCGCCAGAUGGUGGAGGCCAUGAGGUCCGCCGCCGCCGCCGCCGCCGGUGGCGGCGUGGCGGCGAGGCCGUUCCUGAAGCGCGCGUCGCUGCACAACGUGAUGUGGUCGGUGUUCGGGAGGAAGUACGAGCUGGCGGCGCCGGAGAGCGAGGAGACGGCGGAGCUGAGGAGCAUGGUGGACGAAGGCUACGACCUCCUCGGCCAGCUCAACUGGUCCGACCACCUCCCAUGGCUCGCACCCUUUGACCUCAAGAAGACGCGGUCAAGGUGCUCGUCCCUUGUCCCCCGCGUCAACCGCUUCGUCACCCGCAUCAUCGACGAGCACCGUGCUCGCCUCAGCCUCGCCGUCGACGCCGCCGUCGACUUCACCGACGUCCUUCUCUCCCUCCACGGCGGCGACAAGCUCUCCGACGCCGACAUGGUCGCCGUCCUCUGGGAGAUGAUCUUUCGAGGGACGGACACGGUGGCGGUCCUGAUCGAGUGGGUGGCGGCGAGGCUGGUGCUGCACCAGGACGUGCAGGCCAGGGUCCAUGACGAGCUGGACCGAGUGGUCGGGUCGGACCGGGCAGUGACCGAGUCGGACGCGUCCAAGCUGGUCUACCUCCAAGCGGUGAUCAAAGAGGUCCUGCGCCUCCACCCGCCGGGCCCACUGCUCUCGUGGGCACGCCUCGCCACGUCGGAUGUACACGUCGGCGGGUUCCUCAUACCCUCUGGGACCACCGCCAUGGUGAACAUGUGGGCCAUAACCCAUGACCCUGCCGUUUGGCCCGACCCGAACGAGUUCAAACCAGAGAGGUUCGUCGCAGGGCCCUCGUCGGACCAGGCCACGGAGUUUCCGAUAAUGGGGUCGGAUCUCAGGCUCGCGCCGUUCGGGUCAGGAAGGCGAAGCUGCCCCGGCAAGUCGCUCGCCAUCGCCACUGUCGGAUUCUGGGUUGCCACGUUGCUACACGAGUUCGAUUGGCUUCCCUUGUCAGAUAAGUCGCGCGGCGUCGAUCUGUCGGAGGUGCUGAAGCUGUCGUGCGAGAUGGCAACCCCGCUGGAGGCAAGGCUAAGGCCGCGACGCAAGGUGUGAUGACGUGUCACCACCGUCACGUGGGACUAAGACGAGGAGAGGGAAGCCGACUUCCACUUCCUUCUAGUGCUUGUUGAGAUGUGUAAAUGUCCCUAAAUGUAAAGUGUUACGCUUUGAGUAGAAAUGCCCCUACGUUGUAGUGCGUAGUAUUGUACACUUGUAGUAUGUAAUGCUUGUAUUUUUGUGUGUUUUGCACGUCCUAAGUAGUGGAGUAGUAGCUGAUAAUAGUUAGUUAAUUACUCUGCUAUUUAGUCAUAGUUAACUACCUACCUGCAGGUGAUGAGAGUGACAGUUUUUUUUUGUUUAAUUAACUGCAGGUGAUGAGUGUAGAAUAGCUCGGUAUGCCCAUCUCUAUCCUAAGUGCACGCGUGCGUGUGUAAUUAUUGUCAGAUGUAUGUUGUUUUCAAUGAUAGUGUACAUAUUUUUGGCGAGCUCGAUCUUCCAUUAGGAAGUGAUCGCUGCAUGCUUA
Molecule: messenger RNA, 2245 nt
Organism: Oryza sativa Japonica Group (Japanese rice)
Lineage: Eukaryota; Viridiplantae; Streptophyta; Magnoliopsida; Poales; Poaceae
Product: cytochrome P450 78A9
Molecular function (GO): heme binding; iron ion binding; monooxygenase activity
Source: RefSeq, a predicted model, not a curated record